Molecule: messenger RNA, 913 nt
Organism: Triticum aestivum (bread wheat)
Lineage: Eukaryota; Viridiplantae; Streptophyta; Magnoliopsida; Poales; Poaceae
Source: RefSeq, a predicted model, not a curated record
GACCGAAGGUCGAGGUUCUGGCAGAUGGACGUGGCCGUGGCGGCACAGCCGGCCCGCAUCGAGGUCAUAUGCCCGCUGCCGCGACGCCCGGCCCGUCCUCCACACCCCGUCGAGCCCUUCGGCAGGGCCACCUCCAGGCCUAACAACGGGACGCUACCGGUGUAUAGAACAGACUCCGCCUCUGAUAUCCUUGAUCUCAUCCUCAGCAAGAAUGACCCUGAUGUUGAUACCGAUUCCAACGGCCAGGCGGGCUUUUUCUGUGGCUCGCCUCCCGUCCGCACUAACAACCCCAUUGUGAAUGAUCCGCAGUUUGGUAGGAAUACCCCCUGUUUUUCUCCUCUAGGGAGCCCAUUCAGCAAGAUGCUUGGUGGAAGAGCUGAAGUAGGCUCUCCGUCUUGCGGGGCGAGUAGUAGCCCGAAAGUGAGGAUUGAAGGCUUUGCCUGAGAGCAUUUUCGCCAUACCACCAAUUCACCAUUGACCAUUAGCGCCAUUUUGCACCCGCACCCCACCCCCCCAACAUGUAAAUUUUCCGCCCCCGAGAUACAGCUAGUCCCUUUAAUCCUAAGCUAAGCUAGUAGUACCUAUUCGAGUCAGAGUUUAUCUAGUUGAGUUGAGUUGAGUCCUCAUCGUCGCCCGCCUGGUUGUCGCUUUUGAAACUGCGCAAUCGCAGAGAGCUUUCGGUUAUGUACAUAGGCGAGGUCUCCCGUCCGUUGUGUCCUGUAUCUACAUCUUGUGUAAUGUGUGUGUGUCUUGUGUCUAGCAAGUGUCCCCAGUCCAUGGGUGUGUUCAGAGUCUAGCAAGUGUCCCAGUCCAUGGUGUGUUCAGAGUCUGUAAAUACCGUCUGCCCUGCAUUCAGAUGCAUAAUUAAGAAACUAUUAUAUUAUUAUAUUAAAUCCUCUUUGUUCCUGUGGUA